Sus scrofa (pig) is the source of this 3642-nucleotide messenger RNA. RefSeq names its product prostaglandin I2 receptor (gene PTGIR). Gene Ontology annotation, biological process: positive regulation of cytosolic calcium ion concentration; negative regulation of smooth muscle cell proliferation; inflammatory response. The record is from RefSeq and is a predicted model, not a curated record. Gene Ontology annotation, cellular component: plasma membrane. NCBI's taxonomy places the organism in Eukaryota, Metazoa, Chordata, Mammalia, Artiodactyla, Suidae. Gene Ontology annotation, molecular function: prostacyclin receptor activity.
GAAAUUGACGCCCAGCAGGACCUGCCGCGGGUCGACGGGGACCUGAGCCCACUCCCUCCAGCUGCAGCGGGGACCACAGGGAGCGCCGGCGGGGUUGGGCGUCGCAGGGGCGGACCCGGCCUCCCCCUCCCACCCCAUCUCCCACCCCCGGGGACCCCUCCAGCCCGGCGGUCGCCCGCGGCGAGGCGGGGGAUGGCCGAUUCUUGCCGGAACCUCACGUACGUGCGGGACUCGGUGGGCCCGGCCACCAGCACCCUGAUGUUCGUGGCGGGCGUGGUGGGCAACGGGCUGGCCCUGGGCAUCCUGGGGGCGCGGCGGCGGUCACGGCCCUCGGCCUUCGCCGUCCUGGUCACCGGGCUGGCCGUCACCGACCUGCUGGGCACGUGCUUCCUGAGCCCCGCCGUGUUCGCGGCCUACGCCCGCAACAGCUCGCUGCUGGGCCUGGCCCGGGGCCGCCCGGCGCUGUGCGACGCCUUCGCCUUCGCCAUGACCUUCUUCGGGCUGGCCUCCACGCUCAUCCUCUUCGCGAUGGCCGUGGAGCGCUGCCUGGCGCUCAGCCACCCCUACCUCUACGCCCAGCUGGACGGGCCGCGUCGCGCCCGCCUGGCGCUGCCUGCCAUCUACGCCUUCUGCACGGCCUUCUGCGCGCUGCCCCUGCUGGGCCUGGGCCAACACCAGCAGUACUGCCCGGGCAGCUGGUGCUUCAUCCGUCUGCGCUCGGCCGAGCUGGGUGGCUGCGCCUUCUCGCUGGCCUACGCCAGCCUCAUGGCCCUGCUGGUGGCCGCCAUCGUCCUCUGCAACGGCUCAGUCACCCUCAGCCUCUGCCGCAUGUACCGACAGCAGAGACGCCACCAGGGCUCGCUGGUCCCCAGCCCCCGGGCAGGUGAGGACGAGGUGGACCACCUGAUCCUGCUGGCCCUCAUGACUGGCAUCAUGACUGUGUGCUCCCUGCCCCUCAUGAUCCGCGGCUUCACCCAAGCCAUCGCCCCGGACAGCAGCGAGAUGGGGGACCUCCUCGCCUUCCGUUUCAACGCCUUCAACCCCAUCCUGGACCCUUGGGUCUUCAUCCUUUUCCGCAAGGCCGUUUUCCAGCGCCUCAAGCUCUGGUUCUGUUGCCUGUGCCUGAGGCCCGCCCAAGGCGACUCGCAGACAUCCCUCGCCUGGCCCGCUUCGGGGAGGAAGGACUCAAGGGCCCCUGCUGCUCCCAGGGGGAAGGAGGGGAGCUGGGUUCCUCUGUCAGCCUGGGGCGAAGGGCAGGGGGCACCCUUGCCUGCCGCACAGCCAUCCAGCAACACCGUGGGAACGCCAUCCAAAGGGGGGUCUGAGACCGCCUGCUCCCUCUGCUGACAUCUGCCCUGAGCUCUCCGGCCCUGACUUCCGGGAGCGGGAGCCAGAAGUUCGGGGACAUGGCUGAUGGCUGGGGGUGGAUAAGCCCAGAGAUGGAUCCUGGAGCCCUGCGUCCCGGAACAUUGACCCUCUGAAUUCAGGGGGUGAUCAGCUGCUAUUUCUCCUCCUUCAGGGUGGCUGUGCGGGCUGUGGAGGGAGGGGGAGAGGGAGCCAGAGCAAUUAUCCUGGAGCAUAAAAAGGACAGUUCCCUCCAAAUAUCCGGUGGCCUGGCGGCCUGGUCUGGCCAUCGCUUGCCCAUCCAUCUCACUAUCUAAAUAUUUAGAAAGCAGAAAAGUUCCCAGCAGCUUCUGUGCAACUCAGGUCUGCUCUGGUUAGGGUUCUGGCUCUGACCCUCAUUCAUUCAGGGUGCCCCACUUGCCCAUGCCUAAUCUCCAGAGGACAGCCCUGCCCUCUCCCAGCCCACUCCAAGGCCCCCCCACCAUCUCUGCCUCAAGGAAGCCACAGAGUCUGUGACAAGCUCCCUGCUUCCCUUUACUUUUUUUUCCCCCCUCUUUUUUAGGGCCCACUGGAGGCAUAUGAAAGUUCUCAGGCUAGGGGUCAAAUCAGAGCUACAGCUGCCGGCCUACAGCACAGCCACAGCAACGCCAGAUCUGAGCCGUAUCUGUGACCUACGCCAUAGCUUGCAUUAACUUUGGAUCCUUAACCCACUGAGUGAGGCCAGAACUUGCAUCCUCAUGGAUACUAGUUGAGUUCUUAACCCCCUGAGCCACAACAGGAACUCCUAGUUCUGAUUCCCGCGCUGGACUUGGGAGCCCUGGUCCCAGCAGGGGGAGGUGGGAGGGACGGGAGACUGUUGCAUUGUGGGUAACACCACUGGACAGGUACCUGGGAAACUGCAUAGCUUGGUGGGUUCCAAGAUGAGGAUGAUGGAGCCAUGGGAUGCAGGGGAGCUGGAGAAGCUGGAGGGCAAAGGGGUAGGAGGCAGGGAACUCAGGGCUGGCCCUAGAACUCAGACUUAAGUCCCAUGCCCCCGUCCCUGAAUAGAUGGCUGCCCCCUCACGGAGCCUGACCUCACCUCCUGUGUCCUUUCGAAGCUCUCCCAAAAAUGUCAUUCAGGAUUCCCCUUGUGGCUCAGUGGGUUAAGGAUCAGGCAUUGUCACUAGGGUGGCUCUGGUUAGAGCUGUGUUUUGGUUUUGAUCUCUGGCGUGGGAACUUUCACAUGCAGCAGACGCAACCCCCCAAAACACAAAACGUCAUUCAUUCAACAAGGCAGAGAGCGGGCGCUGACUCUACCAGCUGCUGGGGACACAGAUCAGUCUCUGCCCCACCCUGGACUCCUCUGGGGGUGACUUCCAGCCUUCAGUUCCCCUUCUGACUGCUGGGGUGAUUUCCAGCCCCUUUCUCAUGGCCAUUCUCUGCACUCAUGCACAGCAUCAAGGGUGUGCAGGGGGCAAGCAUGAAUGAACUGGGGCUUAGUGGGGUGGUGGGUGGUGGGGGAAUGGGAAAGCCCACAGACUUCCCUCCACUCCCCACCACUUCCGCUUUCCCUUUCUCCCUUGCUUCAUGGUUAAAACAAUGCAUCUGCCUGGUGGGGGCGGGGAGUAGGUGAGGCUGAGUUUCCUAUAAAGGCAGUAGCAGUCCCUCUCCACGGUGGGAUGUACCCUCACUCCAUCUGGCUAUUAUUAGAGCCUUUCUACAGAGACUGGAAUCAAGGUCCAGAGAGGGCGCUCACCGGCUACAGGCCACACAGCAAGGAGAAAGCCGUCUGCAGGUGGAGCUGGUCUUUCCAUCUCCUUAGGCCCGAUCACUGCGGGGAUCGGUGCGUUUGCCUUCCUGAGCCUUGAUUUCCUUUUACAUAGAAUGGUCAUCAUGACCCAGAGCUCAGCUCGCAGGGCUGUGCUGAGGAUGAAAUGAGUCCUGCGAAGAGCAAUUUAGCGCCAGCCCCCAAUACAUGUUACUGUUCUCGCCCUUGUGGUCGUUGUGGCUACAGUCUCUGGCACCUGGGUAAAUGUGGUUUGAUAUUCGGCAACACUCUGCUUCGUUAUUUUGACUUUUUUCCCCCCAGUUACUGUGUUUCGUAUGAAGGGUGUCUUCAAGAGUUAAAAAUAGUUCAAGAUGAUGCUUCCUGGGUGCAGGACUUCCUUUUGGGGUGAUGAGAGGGUUCUGGUGAUGAAAACGUUGCGGUGGGGGUUGUACAACAUCACAAGUGGAUUAAAUGUCACUCAGUGGUAGCCUUUAAAAUGCUACAUUUUUUGUUAUGGGUAUUUAACCACAAUAAAAACCCCUAUGUAAUAC